Molecule: messenger RNA, 1629 nt
Organism: Exophiala viscosa
Lineage: Eukaryota; Fungi; Ascomycota; Eurotiomycetes; Chaetothyriales; Herpotrichiellaceae
Product: MFS transporter
Exons: 1
Coding region: 1-1629 (542 amino acids)
Biological process (GO): myo-inositol import across plasma membrane
Cellular component (GO): membrane
Molecular function (GO): myo-inositol:proton symporter activity
Source: RefSeq, a predicted model, not a curated record
AUGCCCUCAAUCCAGGAAGAUACAUCCCCCAACGCACCUCUGAUCCGCGCAAGGGAAGACGAUGAUAAUGCGCUGCACGAUGGACCUACCACUCCCUCGGCCCUCCAGCACUCCGGGAACGCGUUUAUAUGGGCUUUGACGGUAGCAGCCUGCGUCUCCGGGCUUCUAUUUGGCUAUGACACAGCCUCAAUAAGUGGCAUGCUUGUUUCCAUCGGCACAGAUCUCUCCUCGCGACCUCUGUCCAACCUUGACAAAGGCUUCAUAACCUCCUCUACGAGUUUCUUCGCCCUCGUCGCGAGCCCAGUCGCUGGCAGCCUGGCCGAUACAGUGGGCAGAAAGAAUAUCAUUCUCUUCUCGGACGGUCUUUUCAUCUUUGGCGCAUUAUGGCAGGCAUUCACAAGUUCAGCAUGGGGCAUGAUACUCGGAAGAAGUGUCGUGGGCUUCGCAAUCGGCGGAGCGAGUUUGAUUGUACCAUUGUACAUAGCUGAACUUGCUCCUGGUCACCUGAGAGGCAGACUAGUAACCGUCACGCUUCUCUUCAUCACUGGCGGUCAAGUCAUUGCGUAUCUUGUGGGGUGGGCCUUCUCUACCAUGUCCGGCGGCUGGAGAUGGAUGGUAGGAUUAGGAGCAGCCCCAGCAAUCGCCCAGAUCGCUAUGCUGGUCUUCAUGCCAGAAACACCACGAUUUCUGGCAAAGGCUCAAAAGGAGGUCGAGGCACGUGCUGUGCUUGCGAAAGUGUAUCGAGGCAUGGUGCCUGACACAUCCGAGCUCAUUGCCGAGACCAUGUCGGCCAUCAAAAAGGAAAUCCUCGAAGAAGAGGAAGCACACGUCCAGCUGAAAACUUCCGAAUCUGGAUCAUGUAUCCCUCCUACAUUGCAUUCGCUCCUAUUACAUCCACCACACGCUCGAGCCCUCGCUAUCACUUGCAUUCUUCAGGGUUUGCAGCAGCUUUGCGGCUUCAAUUCACUCAUGUACUUUUCCGCGACCAUCUUUCAGCGACUGCGCUUCUCGUCGCCUACCUUGACAUCAUUGAGCGUCGCGGGCACAAACUUUUUGUUCACUAUCGCCGCUUUUCACCUGAUCGACCGCGUCGGUCGACGGCGGAUACUUCUGAUCACCGUUCCGCUAAUGACGGUUGCGCUAGUACUCUGCGCAACGGCUUUCUCGUUCGUAGAAGCACCACAGCAGCAUCAGAUCAAGGCACCGGAAAGCAAUGCCGACACGAUCCCGAACACCCGCUUGCCUGCCAUUGGGAUUCUCGUGGCCAUACUUCUGUACGUCUCGACGUACGCUAUGGGUCUAGGCCCCGUGCCCUGGCAGCAGUCCGAACUGUUCCCCUUGAGCGUCCGCUCACUGGGCUCAGGUCUGGCAACCGCUACGAAUUGGGGCUGCAAUACUGUUGUUGGGUUGACGUUCCUCCCCAUGAUGGAUCUUCUGACUCCAACGUGGACGUUUGUGUCAUAUGCGCUCGUCUGCUUGAUUGGAUGGCUGAUCAUCUGGCAUAUAUACCCGGAGACCAUGGGGCUUGGGUUAGAGCAGGUUGGUGAUUUGCUCAAGGACGGAUGGGGAGUCAAAGAGAGCAUGGAUAGGCUUAAAGCCACGAGAAGAUCUAGACGGGCAUUGGAAUAG